AUGAGCACAAAUGGCUCGCAAUCGAAGUUGGAGCUUCCAAUUAGAAACGCUAUUUCCAGAAUCCAAUUUGCUCCUCACUCUAACAACCUUCUCAUUUCUUCUUGGGAUACUUGUCUUCGUUUAUACGAUUUCAACGCUUCAGUUCUCAGACUUGAAUCUCCUUCGGAAUUCGCUCUUCUCGAUUGUUGCUUCACAGGUGAAGAUACAGUUGCUUUCGCAGCUGAUUCUGGUGGAUUUAUCACAAGGUAUGACUUGUAUUCUGGAGUUGUUGAUCAAAUCGGUAAUCACGAUGACAUGGCAACAUGCAUUGGAUAUUCCAAUGAAACAUGUUUGUUAAUUACUUCGGGAUCUGACAACAAGUUAUUGUCAUGGGACGUUCGUACGAAGAAGGCUUCUUCAUUGUCGAGGAGUUUAGAUGAAGAGAUAGAAUCCAUGUCUGUCUCGGGGUUUAAGGUUACCGUAGGCAUUGAAGCAACUGCCCAUGUUUUUGAUUUACGAAACUUUGACAAACCAACUUUGUCAAUGGAGCCUUGUAGUGGUACACAAUUAAGAUGUGUCAGUUCGAUUCCUUAUGCAGAAGGAUUUGCAGCCGGAUCAAUGGAUGGACGAGUUGCAUUGCAUGUUUCAAAUUCAUCAAAUUUAAAUGACACUGGAUAUGCAUUCCGAUAUCAUCCGAAAUCAAAAGAUGGUCGGUACCAUUUGACAUCUAUAAAUGACAUUGCGUUCAGUCCACUUGUGUCUCGUGCAUUUGUCACCGGUAAUGAUGAGGGUUAUGUUUCCAUAUGGGAUGCUAGAAGUACGAAAAGACUGAUUGAGUUUCCAAAAUACUCAAAUAGUGUUGCAUCCUUAUCUUACAACCAUUCGGGAUGGCUUAUAGCUGUAGCAUCGAGUUAUACUUACCGAGAAGCAAAAGAAAAAAGAGUAGAGCCUCCUCAAGUGUUUAUACAUAAAGUAGACGACAUUAAUUUCGGAUCAAGUUCUGCAUGA
Messenger RNA from Lathyrus sativus (Indian pea), 987 nucleotides. The record is from the annotation of a GenBank genome assembly. NCBI's taxonomy places the organism in Eukaryota, Viridiplantae, Streptophyta, Magnoliopsida, Fabales, Fabaceae.